AUGGACGCUCUGUCGUCGGAUAUACAGGAGGAGGCACCCUGGUGUAUGCUUUUCGCUGAUGACAUUGUGCUUGUGGGUGAAGACGGACUCGAGGUACAGAGCAGACUUGAGGAGUGGCGGCGGAAACUGGAGAAUGUUGGCCUGAAGAUCAGCAGAUCUAAAACUGAACAUAUGUUCUGCGAUUUCGGCGGUCUCUCCGGUUUCGCUGCCAUAGACCUCGUUGGCGUUACAUUGCCAGUCUGCUCCGAUUUCAAGUACCUCGGUUCGCUCGUGCAGUGCGAUGGCGAUAUUGACCGUGACGUGAAAAACCGGAUUAGCACAGGAUGGAUGAAAUGGCGACAGACAGAUACGAGCCCCACAAGGCUCAUGUUCAUCUCGGAAGGCGCGGCGGGAAGAUUGACGGCCAUAUGCGGCCCCCGCUUCCACGUUGCUGCCAACGAGCUGAAUAAGCUGCGAGCCGAUUUCUGGCUCGACUUCUUCUUGGAAGGUGCGGCGAGAGGGCAGGCGGUCAUGUGCAACCCCCGCCUCCACGCCAUCACCGUUGAAGAAGAUCAGCUUCCGAAAUAG
Messenger RNA from Cydia pomonella (codling moth), 567 nucleotides. RefSeq lists its product as uncharacterized. NCBI's taxonomy places the organism in Eukaryota, Metazoa, Arthropoda, Insecta, Lepidoptera, Tortricidae. The coding region runs from base 1 to 567 and encodes 188 amino acids. The transcript has 2 exons. The record is from RefSeq and is a predicted model, not a curated record.